Molecule: messenger RNA, 568 nt
Organism: Aphanomyces astaci
Lineage: Eukaryota; Oomycota; Saprolegniomycetes; Saprolegniales; Verrucalvaceae
Exons: 1
Coding region: 62-400 (112 amino acids)
Biological process (GO): cytoplasmic translational elongation
Cellular component (GO): ribosome; cytosolic large ribosomal subunit
Molecular function (GO): structural constituent of ribosome
Source: RefSeq, a predicted model, not a curated record
GUGGGCUCGUGGCAUGUUUCAUUCUUGUUUCCGGGCUAUUACCUUAAUUUGAUUCAAGAAGAUGCGUUACGUUGCUGCUUAUUUGUUGGUCGCCCUUGCCAAGGAAGACGUCACCCCUGCCGAUGUCACGAAGGUGUUGACCACCGCCGGCCUUGAAAUCGACGCCGAGCGCUUGGACAAGCUCUUCGAAGAUGUGGCUGGCAAGUCCAUCGACGAAAUCAUCGCCUCCGGCUCGACCAAGUUGGCCAAGUUCGGCGGUGGUGCUGCCGCCCCUGCUGCCGCUGCCGCCGGUGGUGCCGCUGCCCCUGCCGCUGGCAAGAAGGAAGAGAAGAAGGAAGAAGAAGAAGAAGCUGACUUGGGCGGCGGAAUUGACAUGUUCGGCGGCUCUUCCGACUAUUAAGCGACAAUGUGUCCUGCAGCAGCCGUGGAUUCAACCGACAGCUACUGGGGACGCUCCUUGCUCCAACUUUGUGUUGACCGCGUCGUCAGAAUAUAGGCAGCACGUCCAGAUAUUGUGCAGAUGAUCGAGUAACCCAAUGUUGUAGCCGUAGCGCAACCAUCUCUCUCG